AUGACCCCGGAAAGCCACCGGAGUCUCCCCUUUUUGAAGCGAAACUUCGCCCGCGCACUGCACAGCCUAACCAGCACGUUUGGGAGCCCUCAGGACAAUGGGAGCGCAAGGGAUAUUCAUGAUGGUGAAUCUCCGCGUAAGCGCCGGCGGCUGUCCUCGCCCAGCCUUGCCACCAUUGAUCAUCUCCUCGCUGACCCCCGGGAUUCCGAGCACGUGCCAGACCUUCGCAUCGAGGUCCUCAAGUGCUGCCAUGUCAGUUCGAAAACGGACAAAUCCGGCUUCGCCUCUGUGGUCUCCUCCAGCAUGAACACCAAGGCCAUCUGCAGAAUAACCAUAUCUGACGUCUCCUACGGCCGCGCCAGGGUUCUUCAUGCUGAAGGCCAGCCAUGCGAGGUCGUGACGUUCCAGAAUUCGACAAGUCAUCACCAAGUUCUGCGCAUUCAUCUCCCCCGUCCCUUCUAUGUGUCGCGGAACAGUCUGCUCGUGCACAAUGAUUCUGCCCUUGGCUUGUCCGAUGCGUACAGGAUCUCUGUUGAGCUAGAGGCUGCAGAUGCCACAACCUGGCCACCACUCGAAGGGCAGGAUCUCGGCAUCCCCGCCCACCUACUCGGCUCCUCCAUGCCCGGCCAAUGGGUAUUUAACAGUCAAUUUGACCAGCUUUUCGGCCGCCUCAAGUCGCGCGUCGAUCUUCAGGCAGGCUUUGCUGUAGAUGCACCGGCUCAUGAAACCGAGUAUCAAAUGGACAUUGAUCUUCGCUGGACUACAGGCUUGAAAUCAACAAAGGGGCUGAACAGUGACCCAAAGUGUCUAAUUACCAACUCAUUCGACCCUGAGAUCCAACCUUUACUCAACGGCCAACUGAAUCACUCGUCGCCAGAGUCAACCAUCCACCUCCGGGACUCACUUUUAUUCGAGCAUGAAGAUUAUGACAAUGAAGGAACAGGGCCCUCCCGCACAUUGAGACAUCGCGGGCCGGAUAAAAAUUAUAACUUAAAGGCACUUAGCGACAAAGCCCAUGGCACUCUAAGAAAGAGACGUAUGAAAGAGGCAUCCAAGUCCUGGGGUCUCAGCCAGAUUCGCUAUCUCUUACCCCCGGACCAACCUCUAUGCCUUGAUGGCUUCCGAUGUAUUUCAUGCGGCAUGCUUCAUCGGUCUCUCAAUCUACUGCAUAUCCAUCUUCAAUCUCACCACCCAGAUCACGAAUACAAACUAGAAACAACGAGUCAAGGGCCGCAGUUUCUUGUUUCAUUCCGCACCACUCCAGCUCCCGUGGCUUCUAAAGACAUGCAGAUGGGCCCUGCGAUCAAACCGUUCCAUCUUGAAACGUUUGUCCGCAAUGACCACUCUUGGCUCACCUCCCGCCUGGGGUCAGAGAGCAAGGAUGACUUUUUCGCGUCAACAGACAGUACUCUUGUUCCUGACUCGUCCGAUGUGCCGAUUACUAAACCUAGAACCCGUACCAAGACGUUGCCCAUCGUCGCUGCUGCUAUCGAGCCGACUCCCAGAAGGAAGGUCGUGAUACCAAAUAUAGGGCAGGAGUUCUAUCACCCUGUGAGUAAACAGGUCUUGAAGCCUGGUGACGAAGUACUUCCUCCUCAAGCUGAAGAGAGAUGGUUUCAUCAUAAGCACCGGGAAGGACUCAAUGAGAAUCAAGGUCUCGCUUCCACCCAGUUGGAGUAUAUCAAGGAAUUUGACAGUGUGAUGCGAGAAUAUCCGAUUGGCGCAAAGGCAUAUUUCCCUCGAGCAUGGCUCGAUUUUGUGCAAAGAAAGGUCGGCUGGCUGCUGGAUGCAAAACACCGAAUGCUGGAGUUUUCGAUGCAUUGGAGUUACCUUCUCGCAACUGAUCUGGUCACGGAUUGCCAUAUAAAGGAGGCCAUGGAAUUUAUUAAGGCUGAGAGAGAAAAGAGGCGCCGCUCAUUAUCGGCAGACACUCAGGAAGCAGGGGAUCAAAUUCGCGUCGCUCCGGCUGCUUCUACACCACCCCAAAAUCUGAUCUCGACCCGGAAAAGCGCAAGAGGCUGCGGUUCCUGUGAGCUACCAGUGUUGGGAAAGCUCGUAGUAUGCUCCAACAAGGCAUGUAUUACCCUGCUAGAAGUAGCACUUAAUGCCCCCGUUUCCCCGUUUCUUGUCUAA
Molecule: messenger RNA, 2133 nt
Organism: Clonostachys rhizophaga
Lineage: Eukaryota; Fungi; Ascomycota; Sordariomycetes; Hypocreales; Bionectriaceae
Source: the annotation of a GenBank genome assembly